AUGUCAUCCAGUCAGCAGGAGGUGAACCCAAAGUUCAAACAUUUACUUUUGAAAGCCUGCAUUAAACAAGAACAUUUAACCCAAAUUCAAUUCAAAGAACUUGAGAGCAUAUUUUUAUCCGUCCACUGGAUGCUAUCCACUUAUGGCCUUCUUCGGUUUCCUCCAACCACACACCCAAUACAGCCGAUUCCAAAAAAAUCGGCCAUUUUGAUCCACUUGGAGCCACCAAACACCGGACAUUGCAACCCCAAAGCCAGCGUGACGCGUGACCGGUUGUUGGUCGUGCCAGUACAGUAUCCCACUCCAUCCCCAAGUCCCCAAACGCCAUCAUCAUCCUUAACAACCCAGGGAGGAUUCGAUGCCCUGGGAAAAUCUUCGUUUCAUGGAGUCAAGGAUGCAUUACAAGCACUCAUUAUUGCUACAGGGCUUGUCGGGACCAUAGCCAGCGCGUCAUAUUAUGGGUUAAGAAGGCAACAGGCAUCCAAACUAUGCCAGAAUUCUCUAAAUUUAUGCGUCAACCCGUACGUUUCCAGAGAUGAAUACGAGGCUACCCGACCGAGCGGGAAUCCAAGGGUAGACGCAGUGGAAGAUCGCCUGCGCCAGGCAUAUCUGGAUGGAGGUUUGACACGGUGGGGCGACCAGAUCUGGAAGGAGCUAGAGGGGGAGUUGGAGGAGAGCAAUAGGUCAAAGGGCUAA
Molecule: messenger RNA, 696 nt
Organism: Cantharellus anzutake
Lineage: Eukaryota; Fungi; Basidiomycota; Agaricomycetes; Cantharellales; Hydnaceae
Exons: 7
Coding region: 1-696 (231 amino acids)
Source: RefSeq, a predicted model, not a curated record